This is a messenger RNA of Gossypium raimondii (Peruvian cotton), 2186 nucleotides long. RefSeq names its product mitogen-activated protein kinase kinase kinase 18. The coding region runs from base 270 to 2186 and encodes 638 amino acids. The transcript has 5 exons. Lineage: Eukaryota; Viridiplantae; Streptophyta; Magnoliopsida; Malvales; Malvaceae. The record is from RefSeq and is a predicted model, not a curated record. Gene Ontology annotation, biological process: protein phosphorylation. Gene Ontology annotation, molecular function: ATP binding; protein kinase activity.
AAUCCAAUCUUCUUUUGCCACGUGGAAUGCUCUGGUCUCAAGAUAGAAAGAAACGGCGGCCGCCCCAUUGGUCACAAACCUCCAACAUGGUGCUGUUAAGAAGCAUUUUCUUUUCCUUUUUGCAUUAAAGCCAAACCUUUACCAAACUAAAGAGUAAAGCCUCAAUAUCUUGUAUAUAAAUGCUUGGUACCCAACUCGCCGAACUAUUCGACUCUCCAAACUGAAACUCUCAAUUUUCACAUUCCUUUCCAAGCUUUUCCACCUCUCAAAUGGAUUGGACCCGUGGUAGAACCAUUGGCCGCGGUUCCACUGCCACCGUUUGUGUCGCCACUGUUGACCAAUCCCGUGUAUUUGCUGUUAAGUCCUCUGAGCUUUCGCUGUCAGAAUCUCUCAGAAAGGAACAGAGGAUUCUGUCUACGUUAAGCUGCCCUCAUGUCGUAGGAUAUAAAGGGUGUGACAUUUCAUCCGAGAAUGGUAAACUUCUAUACAAUCUUUUCCUGGAAUAUGCCCCUAGCGGCACCGUCAUGGAUGCGAUCCAAAAGCACGGUGGUUACCUUGAGGAGGCCACGGUUCGAUCGUACACUCGUGGGAUUUUACUUGGCCUUGAAUUCCUGCACUCUCGAGGGAUAGUGCAUUGUGACAUCAAGGGCCAGAAUGUUUUGGUUACAGAUGACGGGGUGAAAAUCGCUGACUUGGGUUGCGCUAGGCGAGCUGAUGAGGCGUCGAGUGCCGCUUGGUCCAUUGCUGGUACCCCUGUUUACAUGGCGCCAGAGGUGGCACGCGGCGAGCAACAAGGAUGCUCGGCUGACGUGUGGGCACUUGGGUGUACGGUCAUCGAGAUGGCCGCCGGACGAUCACCAUGGCCUGACGUCAGUGAUCCUGUUUCUGCAUUGUACAGGAUCGGAUUCUCGAGUGAUGUGCCGGAAAUACCAACCAACAUUUCGAAGCUGGCACAGGAUUUCUUAAGCAAGUGUUUGAGGAGAGACCCCGCCGACAGAUGGUCGGCAACACAACUUCUUUCACACGAUUUUCUAGCGGAAUCGAAGUUCCCGGUGAAGGAAACUGAAGGUUCUAAAUCGGAGACACCCAACAACGUAUUGCAUCCAAACAUAUGGGAUUCCAUGGAAGAGUUAGAGACAGUUCAGAUUCCUUCCAACAAGCCUAUCAUGGAAAGGCUACGACAAUUGGGUGAAGACAAUCUUGUUUUGUCUUCAAAAAUACCCAACUGGGAAUGCGAUGAAAAUUGGCUGACAGUGAGAAGCAAUAGCAAUUUGGAAGUAGAAAAACUGCCUAGCACUAGCAGACAGGACAGUAACCUUUUACGUUCCGAUGAACCCCCAAGCAGUUGUGGAGGAUACACGAGUAGGACGAGCGAGGAUUUUGAAAUACUCGUUGAUUGCUUUCUCACAAAGAUUAGGAGGCAAAAUACUAGGAUCACUAACAGUGAUAGUGUUGAGAGUAGGAGUAAAACGGGUUCUUUUGCAGCUUGUAGAUAUAUGAUUUACAUCUUAUGUAUGGAUUUAAAUUACUCUAAUAAUAAUUAUUUUAUUAAUCCGAUUUUUACUGCUUUUCAGUCUCUUUUAAUGAAUUUGAGUUUUAUAAUACUAUUCCAAAUUUCCAAAUUUGGCCCGCGAUGGAGUUCACUAUGGACUAUUUGGUUGAGCGUCGAUCGAAGGGUGUUUGAGAAUAAAGAUGCUUCUAGUGGUGAGUUGCUGUUUCUGGUUAAGCUAAGAGCCCUUGAAUGGGUUAAGGCUAUUGAGAACAAGGAGGUCUGUGAUAGACUGGUAGUGAAGGGUGGUGGAUUUAUCUGGGUACCAUCACUAGCGGGUGGUGGGGUUGUCUGGUGCCCUUUUAAUAGCAACAAUCCUAAUGUCACUAAGCUAUUGUCCAUCAAGGUGGCCUUAGAGAUCCUUUCUUUAUCAUGGUUAAAGAUCUCUCGUGAAGCUAAUCGAAUGGCUGACAAUCUCGCUAAAUCCGUUGUAUUCUUAGCCAGUGUUUGUGAUCUGUUGUCUUGUUUGGUCCCGAUGUUGUCAGUGUUUAUUAUUAUCUGGGCUGUAAACAGGGGAGGCAGUGAUUCCUUAAUGCUGGUGGUGCAAAAAUUACGGUUUUUAGCCAAAAAAUCUGCCAAUGCACCUGCUACGCUGCGUGAGAGUUCAAUGUCUGCCAUGGCUGCUGUAUUGGGCUGA